AUGAGCGACGUGGACGCGAAAAAGAUGAAAGUGCAGGAGCUUCGAGAUGAGCUCGAGAAGCGAGGAUUGGACACGAGCGGGUUGAAGGGGCAGCUCGUCGAGCGUCUCGAGGAGGCGCUCGCGGGCGAAGGCGCGGGCGAGGGCGAAGACGAGCUCGAGGACGUUCCGGACGUGGAAGUGUCGGCGGCAGAUGCGGCGAAACUGGCUGAGCUGGAAAAGAAGGAACCGGCGGCGGAGGCGAAGACGCCCGCGGGCGCGGCGAAGAAGGAUUUGCCGAAGCCGAAGCCGACGGAGGCGGAGCGUAAAAAGGCGCAAGCGGAACGCAAGGCGGAGCAAGAAAAGAUCCGAGCGGAAAAGAAGGCGGCUUACGAAAAGGCUGAGGCCGAACGCAAGGCGGCGGCUGAAAAAGCGAAGAAGGAAGCGGACGAAGCGUUCGUGAAGGAUUUGGAACGCAGAAAGGAACGCGCCGAGCGCUUCAAGUUGCCGUUCGCAUUGAGCGAACAAGAGAAGACGCGCAUUCGCAACGUCGGCGCUGAAAAGAAGUUUGGUUUGGACAACGCCGAGAACGGUGCGAACGGGACCGCGGCGCCGAAGGAAAAGACUGCGGAGGAAAAGGCGAAGGACAAGGCUGACUUUGAAGCCAAACUCAAGGCGCGCGCCGAACGCUUCGGCGACGCUUUGAAGCCGCUUCCCAAGCCGACACCCAUGUUCGCGCCGAAGCGACCGGGUGGUCCGCUUCCGGGUGCGCCGGCGCCGAAGGUCGCGAAGUGA
Molecule: messenger RNA, 771 nt
Organism: Ostreococcus lucimarinus CCE9901
Lineage: Eukaryota; Viridiplantae; Chlorophyta; Mamiellophyceae; Mamiellales; Bathycoccaceae
Exons: 2
Coding region: 1-771 (256 amino acids)
Biological process (GO): poly(A)+ mRNA export from nucleus
Cellular component (GO): nucleus
Source: RefSeq, a predicted model, not a curated record